GUUUUCUCCCUGUAGACAAACGAGACAAAGCGACUGGCGUUGGCUUCAGGCGGACAAAAUACUUCACAAUAAAUCAUCAGACAAGAACAAAAGCACAAUUUGGUGGAUUACAUAAUAGACAGACCGGACAAUUGUGCGAUUCCUGAUCAUUCCUCAGCUGUUCCACAGCCACUCAUUUCCUCCUCUUUUCUUUCGUCGGCGGUCUACGUGUGCAGCUUUCUUUCGGCUGUGGUUGUAAACACAGCUGUUACUUCCAAAUUUGAUCAUGGGAGACGAGAUGAAGUUGCAGUGUAAGUUGGAAGAACGCGUUAAGGAGCUGGAAGCUGAAUUGGUGCGAAUGAAGCAAAAGGAAGAAUGUACGCCACGAGAGAGAAUUUCACAGAUGAGCUCAGAGGUGGUGGAUACAAAUCCAUACAGUCGGUUAAUGGCAUUGAAGCGCAUGGGAAUUGUGAACAAUUAUGAGAAAAUUCGAGAUUUCACUGUCGCUGUUGUGGGGGUAGGCGGAGUUGGCAGUGUUACUGCAGAAAUGUUGACAAGAUGUGGUGUUGGAAAACUUAUUCUUUUUGAUUAUGAUAAAGUUGAAUUAGCCAACAUGAAUAGGCUAUUCUUCCAACCACACCAAGCAGGCAUGAGUAAAGUUGAAGCUGCUGCACAUACACUGCGAUUUAUAAAUCCCGAUGUUACCUUUGAUACUUACAACUACAAUAUCACGACCAUUGAUAACUUCCAGCACUUUAUGGAUACCAUAAAAACAGGAAGUUUACAAGGAGAACAAGUAGACCUUGUUUUGAGCUGCGUAGACAACUUUGAAGCUCGUAUGGCCAUCAAUGCUGCCUGCAAUGAACUUAAUCAGGUAUGGUUUGAAUCAGGAGUAAGUGAAAAUGCAGUUUCAGGCCAUAUUCAACUCAUCAUUCCAGGAGAAACAGCGUGUUUUGCAUGCGCCCCUCCAUUGGUUGUGGCUUCCAAUAUUGAUGAACGCACAUUGAAGAGAGAAGGUGUCUGUGCUGCCAGUCUUCCCACAACUAUGGGUGUAGUGGCUGGUUUCCUGGUGCAGAACACACUAAAGUUCUUGCUGAAAUUUGGAUCCGUUUCACAUUACUUGGGCUACAAUGCCCUGGAGGACUUCUUCCCCACAAUGCAAAUGAAACCCAAUCCACAGUGUGAUGACAGUUCCUGCAGACAAAGGCAGGCUGAGUUUCAGGAAAGACUUGCAGCUAUGCCAAAGGUUGACAAAGAAGUAACUCGAGAGGAAGAAGUUACACAUGAGGAUAACGAAUGGGGUAUAUGCCUAGUAUCAGAAGCCAGUGAUGACAAGAGCUGUGAUAAUUCUGCAGAAAGAACUGGACCAGAUUUACCAGAAGGCAUCCAUUUGGCCUAUACCAUUCCAACUCCAAAGGAGAACGAACCUGGAACUAUUGUGGAUACAGAGCAAAGCCUCGAUGAUUUGAUGGCCCAAAUGAAAUCUCUGUAGCGAUAAGAAAGGAUGCCAUAUAUACAUUAAAUAAAUUUUAUUUGGUGGAA
Messenger RNA from Ornithodoros turicata, 1521 nucleotides. It is a transcript of the gene Uba5, whose product is annotated as ubiquitin-like modifier-activating enzyme 5. Gene Ontology annotation, cellular component: cytoplasm; cytosol. The record is from RefSeq and is a predicted model, not a curated record. Lineage: Eukaryota; Metazoa; Arthropoda; Arachnida; Ixodida; Argasidae. The transcript is spliced from 13 exons. Gene Ontology annotation, biological process: protein ufmylation. Gene Ontology annotation, molecular function: UFM1 activating enzyme activity. The coding region runs from base 266 to 1471 and encodes 401 amino acids.